AUGAAGAUUGCCAUUCUCGAAUGCGACGAGCCGCUGGAGGAGCUGCAGAGUGAGUAUGGACAGUACACAGACUACUUUGCACGACUCCUUCGUGCAGCCAAUCCUUCGGUUGCCGACAAGCUCGUCUUUACCACCUUCAAAGCCUACAAAGGCGAGCCUCUACCCACCUCAACACGCCAGCUCGAGGAGUUUGAUGGAUGCUUACUGACGGGCAGCAAGACGAGUGCGUAUGAGCCAGUUGAAUGGAUCAAGGCACUCGAAGACUUUGUUCGACUUGCAUACGGUGAGAUUCCCAUUGCAGCGAUUUGUUUUGGUCAUCAGGUGGUUGCACAGGCACUGGGUGGCUCGGUUGCCAAGAACCCCAAGGGAUGGGAGAUUGCCGUUACGGCGCUCGAUACGUUUGAUUGUCCAUUGAUGCCGGAAUAUCAAGGGACGUUGCGAUUACAACAGAUGCAUCAGGAUAUCGUCACGAUUGCACCACCUGGACCGCGCGUCGUUGGGAGUAAUGCCAUUUGCGACAUACAAGCGUUGUAUGAGCCUAAACGGCUGUUUUCAGUACAGGGACACCCUGAGUUCAAUGAAAAGACGGUCAAGUUGCUCGUUGAGAAGCGGGUGGCUCAAGGCAUUGUCCCGGAAGCGUAUGGCAAGGAUGCGUGGAAUCGAGCGGGUGAUGAGCAUGAUGGAUUGGCAGUGGGAAGAGCCAUCUUGCGUUUAUUCAAAGAAUAA
Protomyces lactucae-debilis is the source of this 726-nucleotide messenger RNA. RefSeq names its product class I glutamine amidotransferase-like protein. The coding region runs from base 1 to 726 and encodes 241 amino acids. Gene Ontology annotation, cellular component: cytosol; nucleus. The transcript has a single exon. Lineage: Eukaryota; Fungi; Ascomycota; Taphrinomycetes; Taphrinales; Protomycetaceae. The record is from RefSeq and is a predicted model, not a curated record.